AUGGCUACUACGCAGAGUGUGCAAUGCUUCGGCAAGAAGAAGACGGCUACUGCGGUCGCCCAAUGCAAGGCAGGCAAGGGCCUCAUCAAGGUUAACGGCCAACCUCUGGCUCUCACACAGCCGGAAAUCCUCAGAUUCAAGGUCUACGAACCCCUCCUUAUCGUCGGCCUUGACAAGUUCGCCGGUGUCGAUAUCCGAGUCCGCGUUACCGGUGGUGGUCACACUUCCCAGAUCUAUGCUAUCAGACAAGCCAUUGCCAAGUCGAUAGUCGCCUACUACCAGAAAUACGUCGACGAGCACGCCAAGAACCAGCUCAAGCAGGCCCUCGUCCAAUACGACAGAACCCUCCUCGUGGCUGAUAACAGACGGGCUGAACCAAAGAAGUUCGGUGGUCCAGGUGCUCGUGCUCGUUACCAAAAGUCUUACCGUUAA
Molecule: messenger RNA, 432 nt
Organism: Paracoccidioides brasiliensis Pb18
Product: 40S ribosomal protein S16
Exons: 4
Coding region: 1-432 (143 amino acids)
Biological process (GO): translation; maturation of SSU-rRNA from tricistronic rRNA transcript (SSU-rRNA, 5.8S rRNA, LSU-rRNA)
Cellular component (GO): cytosolic small ribosomal subunit; ribosome
Molecular function (GO): RNA binding; structural constituent of ribosome
Source: RefSeq, a predicted model, not a curated record